AACCUCUUUAUAAGAAGUGUCAAACCUUUGAAAGUCAGUUGACUUUCUAAAUCUGUUCAACAUUUUGAGCUUCUCUCUCCGAGUCUGGACCUACCUAUCAACAUGAUGACAUCACAUCUGCUGGGUCUUGCUCUGCUGAUGUCAAUGAUGUACCUCUCAUCAGGCAGAGCUGUCAGUCAGGACACGGUGGAGGUCUCCUCUGUGUCAGGUCAGGACUCCACCCUGAUGUGCACUGCUAAACACAAGCCUGGGGUGCAGUACGUCGCUGUGAGGUGGUACAAGCUUGAGAGCUAUCCGUCUCCUCAGCGCAGCGGCCUCCUGACCAGAAACCUCCCCGAUGGCACAACCAAAUUGUACAAAGGAGUAUCCAGGCAGGUGGAGCUGCAGGAUGGAUCCCGUGACAUCUUCCUGCCCAACGUGACGUGCCGCGAUGGUGGCGUCUACCUGUGUUACCUGGCUGCACCUGUGGGAGAGCAGAACCAAGAGGGGAAAGUCCUUCUAACUCUGAGAGAUUGUCCUGCUGCCCCCAUCAAUGCUGAAGAUCCUCUGUUGGCGGAUACAGUCAUGGUUAUUUUUGCCUCUGCGCUGCUGGUUUUAGCACUUCUCAUAUCCUUCAUAAGCUACAGAUGUUUGAAGAAUACAAUCAAAGAAAGAAAUCAGACAAUCAAGAAGGAAAUCUUGCUGGAUGCUCCUCUCAAACCGCUGGAAAAAAAAGACUUGAUGCUGAUUUACACUUUGGGGCCCAAAACGUCCACGAUGAAACACGUCUGUGUCUGAGGAUUGUCUGAGGAGUAAAACACCACAGUCCUGCUUACAGCUCGCCGGCACGUUUGUUAAAACAAGAGAUGAGGAGGUGACAAAUGGAGCAGCGAUCAGAACGUCAGGAUGCUGCAUGCGGGUCAGACCUGUGAUCGAUGAAGGCGUUUGGUCUGUUUUUGCCCAGAACAGCUGGAAAUGGAGCUAUUCAGCAUGACAGCAAUGCUUGGACUCUCCACGCCUCAAUCAAAAACCACACAAAUACACUAUCAGCUGCUUUAUAUGCGUUGUAGUUGGGUUAAGUCUAUCUGAGUAGGAAUGGAAAAGAGAUAGAUGCUCCUUUUUUCAAAGUAUUAGUUCUCAUUAUGAUAUUUAUAUAUUUCUAAAUUGGUGCUUUUCUUUUUUGCUCCACCUUUUCAUACAUUUACAUUUCUUCUCAUAUAAAACCUGAAAGUUCUAGCUGAGAGACCAAAAGGAAUUAUAAUUAUACCUGAAAAUUCAGAGCAAUGUUAAUUUUUUCAACUUAUACAUUGAG
Messenger RNA from Cyprinodon tularosa, 1291 nucleotides. RefSeq lists its product as uncharacterized. The record is from RefSeq and is a predicted model, not a curated record. The coding region runs from base 103 to 777 and encodes 224 amino acids. The transcript is spliced from 5 exons. Lineage: Eukaryota; Metazoa; Chordata; Actinopteri; Cyprinodontiformes; Cyprinodontidae.